GUAUCGCGUCCCGGGGGCCCCCUCCCACUCCCACCGCUGAGUCUGGAACAAACUGACCGGGGGUGGGAGGGGCUGCAGGGUGCAUUCUGGGCUCGACCGUUGGAGGGCAGCAACGGCCAGGCGGCGCCAGGUCCCGGGUGUCGGUGUCAGGGCGGCGGCAUCACCAUGAGGCUGUGGCUGUUGCUGUGGCUGGCGCUGGCUUCCUUGACGAACACGCGCGGUAAAAAGCCGUUUGUGCCGCUGCCUUAUCCCAAAAUCAACAACAGGACCUUUAUCAAGGAGUGUCUCGACGCCCACAACAAGCACCGCUCGGAAGUCAACCCUCCCGCUUCUGACAUGCUCUACAUGACAUGGGACCUAGCUUUAGCUAGAACAGCUAGAGCAUGGGCAAAUAAGUGCAUAUUUGAACAUAACCCAUAUAGAGGGCAUCCUCAUCCGAAACUUAGGCCCACUGGAGAAAAUCUAUUAGCCGGAGGUGCUAUCAGACGUCCAUAUAAUUCUGCCAGUGCAAUCCGUGUAUUCUACAAUGAAGUUAAGUACUACAAUUACAACAAACACUCAUGUACACAUGUGUGUGGUCAUUAUACUCAGUGUGGAGUACUUCUUACAAGCUUGGCUGUGCUAUUGUUUUCUGUCCUAAAUUUGGUCAUCAAAAAAAUAUUGAAUAUUUUGUAUGCAAUUAUGCUCCAACUGGCAACCUUCCAUGGAGACCUUAUGAAGCAGGAAGGCCAUGUAGCAAAUGCCAAAAAGGAGACACAUGUGAAAAUAACCUCUGUAGAAAUCCUGAGCGUGAUCGUGAGAUUGUCAAGCGCUAUUCACGAUGGUAUCCACCCUUUGAACACCGGAUUAUUUGUGAUGAAUCCUGUAUUGCUCUUGCAGUUUUAAGGCCAUUAUUAAUGUUUGUAGCAUUUGCAGCUGUUUUUUAUUUACAAAAACGUUACCCCAAUUUGAUUUUGCAAAAAUAAUUUAUGUUUUGUAAGUGGCACAGAAAACAACACUUCAUUUAAUAUUUAGGUAACUAAUAGAUUGCAUGUACAUGAACACUAAGAUCGUUUUCCUUCACUCUUUGUUUUAAAAAGUAGAUUUUGUUGAUUUCAUUGUUUUAUAUCUUGGAAUUAUAUCAGAUUGUAAACAGUUACUUGUUGCAUACUAAUGAGUUGUGGUUAUUUGUAAAACCAAAUAUUAUUAAAACAUACAUAUUAAUAUAUAGUAGUAUCUAGAAUGCACAAUGUUAUGUGAAAAUAAAUACUAAGCAUAUUAAAAAUACUUUUGACAGGUA
Messenger RNA from Hemicordylus capensis (graceful crag lizard), 1279 nucleotides. Its product is annotated as GLIPR1-like protein 1. The coding region runs from base 166 to 885 and encodes 239 amino acids. The transcript has 6 exons. The record is from RefSeq and is a predicted model, not a curated record. Gene Ontology annotation, cellular component: extracellular region. NCBI's taxonomy places the organism in Eukaryota, Metazoa, Chordata, Lepidosauria, Squamata, Cordylidae.